Pygocentrus nattereri (red-bellied piranha) is the source of this 6664-nucleotide messenger RNA. RefSeq names its product pyruvate dehyrogenase phosphatase catalytic subunit 1 (gene pdp1). Bases 126 to 1691 code for a protein of 521 amino acids. The record is from RefSeq and is a predicted model, not a curated record. The transcript has 3 exons. Lineage: Eukaryota; Metazoa; Chordata; Actinopteri; Characiformes; Serrasalmidae. Gene Ontology annotation, molecular function: protein serine/threonine phosphatase activity; cation binding. Gene Ontology annotation, biological process: protein dephosphorylation.
AUAAAAGUGGCCUCGGAAAGGGGUGGAGGCGCGGUGCUUCUCUGGCACUUCAGAAUAUCAUUUGCCACGAAACUCCUAAACCUGCAGCUGAGGUCCUUUUAAGAGUUUUGUGAAGCUGCUUUGUUAUGGCGGUUACCUGCCAGCUGUUUCGGGUAAUCUGCGGCAGGGAGCUGGGUCAGAUUUGGGCACCUGCCAUUUUGUGUCAAACCUGCUGCCAGUUCAGCCACCCAUGUAAAGCAGCAAACCAACCAAAUGCAAAGUCAUAUCCGAGGUGGCACCUAUCCCGUGCUUAUGGGACCUCAGCUGCACGGCCCACCUACUACCUGACUCCACCUCAGGUCAACAGCAUCCUGAAAGCCAAUGAGUACAGCUUCAAAGUCCCUGAGUUUGAUGGCAAGAACCUUAGCUCAGUCAUGGGCUUUGACAGCAACCAGCUGCCGGCCAAUGCGCCCAUAGAGGACAGACGAAGUGCAGCCACGUGCCUUCAGACACGCGGUAUGCUGUACGGUGUCUUUGAUGGACAUGCGGGCUGUGCCUGUGCUCAAGCGCUCAGUGAGAGACUUUUCUACUACAUUGCUGUUUCCUUGCUGCCACAUGAGACACGGGUUGAACUAGAGAAUGCGGUGGAGAGUGGCCGUCCUCUCCAGCCCAUCUUGCAAUGGCACAAGCACCCCAAUGACUAUUUCAGCCGUGAGGCCUCGCACCUCUACUUCAGCAGCCUGCGCACAUACUGGCAGGAGCUGUUGGACUUGAGCACAGCUGGAGAGCAGCCCGAUGUGGCUGAAGCGCUGGUGAACGCUUUUAAACGGCUGGACAAUGACAUCUCUCUGGAGGCGCAGGUGGGUGACGCCAAUGCCUUUCUGCACUACUGGGUGCUACGUGUGGCCUUCUCCGGAGCCACAGCCUGCGUUGCCCAUGUUGACGGCAAUGACCUACAUAUAGCCAAUACAGGUGAUGGCCGGGCUGUGCUGGGAGUACAGGAGGCUGAUGGUUCCUUCUCUGCGCUGACUCUCUCCAAUGACCAUAAUGCCCAAAACGAGGCAGAGGUGCGGCGGGUGAGGGCUGAACACCCGCGAGCUGAAGCCAAGACGGUAGUGAAGCAGGACCGUUUGUUGGGCCUGCUCAUGCCAUUCCGGGCAUUUGGUGACGUCAAGUUCAAGUGGAGCAUUGAGCUGCAGCGGCGCGUGCUGGAGUCCGGACCGGAUCAGCUGCAUGAGAAUGAACAUGCCAAAUUCAUCCCACCUAACUACCACACUCCCCCUUACCUGACCGCCGAGCCUGAGAUUAUCCGGCACCGGCUGAGGCCGCAGGAUCGUUUCCUGGUGCUCGGCUCAGACGGCCUGUGGGAGACACUGCACAGACAGGAAGUUGUACGCAUUGUGGGUGAGUACCUGACUGGUGUCCACCAGCAGCAGCCGAUCACUGUGGGCGGCUACAAAGUGACCCUGGGCCAGAUGCAGGGGCUGCUGCAGGAGAGAAAAGCCCGCAUCUCCUCUACCUUUGAGGACCAGAAUGCAGCUACACACUUGAUACGUCAUGCUGUGGGCAGCAACGAGUUCGGUACAGUGGAUCACGAGAGGCUAUCCAAGAUGCUUAGCUUGCCAGAGGAACUUGCCCGCAUGUAUAGAGAUGAUAUCACUGUCAUUAUAGUGCAAUUUAACCCACAUGUCAUAGGAGCACAGCAGAAGUGAGUGCACGCUUUAACCCCCUCAAGCUUGAUUUCUGUUACAUAAGCUGCUGCUUGUGCAGUUCUUCACAAGUAGAUAUCAUAUAGUGUGAUGGUGGUUACCAAGCUUGGUCCUGGAGUACUGGUUGGAACUUGGAAAAGGGCAUUUUUCACUGCACAAGUACCUUUUGGCACCAAAAAACUGGAACUUGAUUGCGGCCAUUGGUCCAGUAUAUGAUGUUUCAGUUUUAUGAUUCAUCACCUGCUACAGAUUGGUAUGUACUGGACCUGAUUGUACUCGCAUGUAUUAUCUAUCUUUGGUAAUCCUUGCAGAAGAAACCUGUGACAGUUUAGCUAAUUCUUUUCUAUAAUACUAUUUGUUUUUUAUGCAAGCCUCUGCAGAACAGUAGUUUUUGUUCACACUUGGUAGUGAAAAAUAUGAAACUGUAUACUAUACUGUUCAAACAAAGCUUUAAUCAGCCAGUAAGGUAAUUGAACUAGCAAGUAAGGUAAGUAAUUACUCAAAUUAGAUGUUUUCUACCAGCAUAAAUGACCAAAAAGACUUGUAAAUUAUUAAUCAUGAUGAUUAUAAUGGUUCCAGUUGUCUCAAGUUCUGUUGUUCUCUUGUCAUUUGGGUCAGUUCUUAGUUCUAAAUGUGCAGUGGAAAAAAGCCCUAUAGUGUGCAAGGCAGGGGUACUCUAGGACCAGGAUUUGAGCCACUGUGUUAUAGGUCUACCAAGUCAUUAAUCAUUUUGCUUUCUGUUACGUGUACAAAUGUGGGACUCUAGGUGUAAGCCAUUUUUGUAUAUGGAGACAACCUCCCAUAUCACGCCCUGGGGUAAACAAGUGUUCCAAAGUUAAACAUUUUGUCCUGUUUGCAUUGUCAUCAGGAUCUCUGAAUUACAAGAUCAUUGAAUAUAUGACAAUUGCUAUACAUAAGUGAAACACUGUUCAUUUAAUUGAUGUAAUUUAUGUAAAAGUAACACACUAUUUAACCAGGUGCUCAGACUACGGUCUACUACUGCCAAAGCUACAUAACUACCACACUUGGCAAAGCUUGCAGGUUCAUACGUGGUAUUUUGAUCAAUUUUACACUUUUACAUCAGUUAAAUGCAUUAGCGUGUGUGUAACAUAUACAUGGCAGUAUUCCUAUUUUUACUGACUUACAACCUCAUGGGUCAAAUUACUGAUGUUCAGGGAGAAAAAUGUACAUAAAACAGUCUCAUGGUUUUGUGCUUUUGGAACUUGUUUGACCACAGUGUGUGAUGGAUGUGAUUUCCUAAAGCACUGCUACUAAAACUGCUUGGAGAUAGGGCUCGUCUAGAUGGCAAACUGUAAAAUGAUGUGUCUCAACCUCUGGUGAUUCUCUCUGCUACGCUAAGGCUAUGUGUGAAUGAGAGGGCAUGAAAAGAACCCCAAAAUUGUAUUUUAAAGAUGCCUCUGUCUUACGAAGGUUUGUAAAGUGGUUGCCUGUUGUUGGUUUACAUUUGAGGUUUUUCAAUAUCAAUUCAAUAUCACACUUUUAAAAAAUUCAGCUGGUAAUGAUCUUAUCUUGAAAAUGCCUUGUGCACAUUUUAUACAGUGAAAUGUAUAGCCGUAUUGGCCAGCUCUGAAUUUAAGUUAGUACUUGGCAACACAUCCACAGCCAUAGUGGGGGUUUAUACUUGUACGCCUUCUAACGGGGAUAGUUAAGUCAGAAACAUUUUUGAACAGGUAAACUUGUUUUACUUUCAGUUGUAAAUUCUAUGUCUAUCUGUCUAUCUUUUUUAUUAUUUAUUUAUUUAGUUUUUUUUGUUGUUGUUGUUGUUGUUGUUGUUGUUGUUGUUGUUGUUGUUGUUGUUUUGUUUGUUUGUUUGUUUUUUUUUUUUAGCUUUUUGAUUUUAAACCAGCCUGUUUGGAGUAGGACUGACAAAGAGAAGGGUCAUUGAAACAAUGCUUGGUGCUCAGUUCAAGAAACAGUGGAAUAGAUCUAGCAGAGACAUAUUUAGUCUGACCGGGCCAGACGUGAUCUCAUAACAUGUACCUGGAUGUAGUCUUGUUAUGAGCUCCAGUCUACUACAAGGGUAGAUUUCCUCUAAAACCUCCCCCCAAAUUUUUAUAUCUUGAGUAGGGAUGCAAAUUUUGUUAAAUGCUUUUGUCCUGUGAUCAACCAUUAUUAGACAGUGAUUGAUCUUUAACUGGUGGACCUAAAGUCUUUGCCACGACCCAUGAAAAUGUCAAACACAGAACUGCAAUUUAUAUAAACAAGGCCUUAGGCUUCAUUAAAUGCAAAAAAUGGCCUAACAGAUGAUGCAACUUAAAUUAACGUAAUAUAUUAAGCACAGUUAAAAAUAAAUAAAUAAAUAAAUAAAAUAUGGCCCGACCAACUACAUAGGCUAACAAUUAGCUUAUAGCUUAAAACUACACUCAACAGAAGCAACAUGACAUUUAAAGAAAGUCACUUGUAGCGUAGCUUAGCACUGUCAUAUGGCUAAAUGGCCUAGAUGCAAGAGUGCUGUAAACUACAUUUAUGGAUGGUUUAAUCUCCGUUAUAUCCCUUUAUGACCGGCUCUGGGUGCUACUUGUUUAAAUCAUGUUGGGUCUGCAGGAGUCUGUCUGCUCCAGAAAACCCAGAGUUGUGCAUCAGUAAGUAGGGCUGCCAGAAUAAGUUGUUGUUGCACCUUCAUGCAUACAACCGGCCUGUUCAAAUAGCAAGUAUUUACCAGAAGUUAAAUAACAUUUUUAACAUAAAGCACUGGUUGAACAUUUAUGUAUUUCUUCGUUAAUGGUUAAUUGGUUAAUCAUUAACAUCCAUAGAAAGGAGUACAAUUGAUAACGCAAGGAAAACAAGCUUUUUUUUUUUUUUCCAACUUGUCGUGUGUUCUUCGCUUAACUGAAGCUUUUUGGGUAUGCUUUUCAGUGCACCACUGACCACUACUUUAAAUUCUGCUUUCACAGGGUAUUGGCUUGAUUUAGAAGUUUACCCUGACAUAAUUGUUACAUAAUCACGUCCAGCCCUGACAUUUUAGGAGGUACAGUUAUGUUUGAUUGUUUAACCUAUCGUUAAAUAUUUGCCUUAGUGCUGUAGUCAAAUUGAAAUUCAGUGUUCUUUCUUAUGCUGAAUGUGAAUUGAAAAACAUUGACUUUAGGAGCACAGCUAGAAAGUUUAAUUCAAAGGGCUAAAUUGCCAAAACAAUACUAAAAGUACUAUUGCAUGGAAAUUUUUAGUAAAAAGAAAAAAUGCACCACUGCAUGCCUUACCACAAAUUAUUAUUAUUAUUUAUUUUUUUGGUAAAAGUAAGGUGUGUGAACUUUUUAAGGUCAGAUACAGGUCUUGCAGUCUCUGAAUAAUUAGCAUUUGGUGAUUAGUCAGUAUGUCUGAGUCAGACUAUGUAUUUGCAAGUCUGGUAGAUCAGAAACAGUCUGCAUGGUCCAAAUUAUCCAAGAUUGUUUCAGUGGUGUAGUUAAAGCUCAUCACUGCUAAAAUGGCCUUAACUCUGUAUCUCUGAGAGUCUAGCCAUGGUGCUUGGUGACUGAUCAUGAGGAGACUGUCAUUUUGUUCAUAUCCUGCAUUGAGAUUAUAUUUGCAAUAUAUUAAUAACACACCGGUGAACUUGAUAUGAAGCACAAUUAAAUAUCCUAUGAUUCAUAAGAGGACUUGUUUGCAGUCCUGAUAUCACAGAAGUCUGCAAUAUGCAAAGACCAAAAUUCCAGCAAUUAGCAAAUGACACUGUGCCCUAAUUAAGUGUAAUUGUAUAGUUUUUCUGACCUAUUUAGACACCUGAUCCCUAUAGUUUUGCUCAACAAAGUUUCGUCUUUUUAUGAGCAAAAAUAUCAAGUUACAGAUCUAUGGCAGAGCAAGAGAAAAUUGUGCAUAUGUGGUAUGAAAAAUUCAGCCUCGCUUAUAAUCUUUGUUUCACAUUAUGUAAUUGAGUGAAUGAACUUUGCAGUGUUUCUCAACCCAUGUUACUCUGGAAAACCUCCAGAGUUUUGCUCCAUCACAGCUCCCCACACACCUGUACAAGACAACUAGUGUUCUUUUGGUUCAGGUGUUCUGGACGCUGGGGUGGAGGAAAACCAUCUGAGAGUCCCUGAAGACUGGGUUGGGAAAUGCUGGUUUGUGGCAUGUUUGUGUAAUGUCCUGUCAUUAUCUGUUUUGAAAUGAAAUGCAUGGUCUGAUACAUGAGAUUUUCUUUAUGAUGUAACACUUGGCACUCUGCGCUCACUCCAACACUGAAUUAGCUCAUGGGAGAGACGAACUGCAGCGCAGGCCAAAAAUAACUCCCCUGGGUCUUACACUUUGUUGUACAUUGUGUUCAAACCUAAAUGUCCUUCAGGUCAGAGAAUGUUACUGCAGUAAGUGCACUAUUUGAACUAGAACUUGAAUGGAUGCCCUAAUGUAAAAUACUUCAGCCUUCAAAAUGACUAAACUGUCCAUCGGUUUUCUGUCAUUUUUCAUUUAGAACUUUGGGGUGACUCUGCAAAGUUUGAGCUAAAUAUCUGAAGGAUAAAUGUGGUCUUUUAUUUUUUCUUUCUGAGGUGGAAAUGGACUUUCCACUAAUUUCUUAGAAUGCAUUCAAAUUCAAUUGCAUGCCCAUAUAGGGCAAAACCUAUCAAUUUGUUUCAAGCAUGGUGAACUCAAAGUGGAAUUAAGGUCAAUAACUCUGUGUCCCUGUCCCUGUGGACUUCAGAAAAAUGCCAACUCGGCCUUGUACAGAUGCUUCUUUGUGAAGGAAGUUGCAGAGUUUGUUUGACUUUGAAUGUUUGAUCUAUUUGGUGACAGAUGUGUACAUAUUUACCUUAACAUAUUUAUCUUUAAAAAUGCUUGCUUAAUACUUGAACAUCAUUUAUUUUUGCUUAAUGCAAUUGAAGCAUUAAAUAUAUUAAAUGUAUUUACAGACUUGAAACAGGUGUAUGUAACAUCAUAUGUAUUGGUAUGAGUGUGGUUUGUUUGGUAACUGGUAUUUUGUAUUUAGAAUAUUUUAAUAAAACAUUACACAUCAGCAAGACGUCACGUCA